Messenger RNA from Drosophila montana, 1009 nucleotides. RefSeq lists its product as uncharacterized. The transcript has a single exon. The coding region runs from base 131 to 805 and encodes 224 amino acids. The record is from RefSeq and is a predicted model, not a curated record. Gene Ontology annotation, molecular function: transmembrane monodehydroascorbate reductase activity; heme binding. Lineage: Eukaryota; Metazoa; Arthropoda; Insecta; Diptera; Drosophilidae.
CUCAAAAAAUUGCAUAAAACUCCGACGGCGAACUUUUUUGGGUCCAAGCCAAAGAGCUGCUCAAUCUAAAAUAAAAUUUAAUAACGAUCCUGCGGGUCCUCUACGGAUUUUAUAUACACUCACAACCAAAAUGACAGCUGAAGGCAAGAGACCCAAUUCAGCGACUGUCCUGCAGCACAUCGAAGCUGGACUCAAUGUGCUCAACCAGCUGUGCAUUGGAUUCGUCACGAUUUGGAUCUGCUGGAACUGUUUGCGCACUGGUCUGGCUGGGAUUCGGCUGCACGUCUGGCUGGCGUCGUUCGGCUAUGUGUUCCUGAUGGCCGAGGCCAUGAUGUGCUUCUACGACGGCAACUGGCUGACCCUGCGCUACACGCGAAAGCACAAGACGGCGGUCCAUGUGGUGCUCCAGAUACUCGGCGGCGGCAUGGGGGUGGCCGGCUGCCUGGUGCAGCUGAUCCGCGACGACUGGAACUUUGGACCCACCAUCCAUUCCCGGCUGGGCUUUGCUGCCUUUGUGCUGAGCCUGAUCUCGCUGCUGAGCGGCAUAAUCGCUGUGCUGGCCCGCAGCCUGUCGAGGAUUGUGUCUCCGCUGGCCAACAAGACGUUCCACGUCCUGCUCAGCCUGGCCACGUUUGUGAUUGCCAUGCUGGCACAGUUCUACGGCUAUACGCAGACGGGCAUCUUCAAGGGUCAAGGAAACGAUUUCGUGAUCCUCAUGCAAGUCGUGACCCUCGUCGCAAUGGUCUUAACCUGCAUCGCCCCGCUCAAGUCUCUGUAUCAGAAAUGUGUUAGCUUUGCCAGCUAAGGCGCAUUGUAUAUAGUUUUAGUUGGUACUAAGUAUUUAUUAUAAGUUUAGGCUAUGAAUAAUGUUUAAGCUAAUGUAACUUACGUAAUAACAAGGUGGCCUUUGGCUGAUCCGUAGAUCCCUCGUUACACAUUAAUAAAUUGUUAGAUGACAUUUAUAAAUUAUACAUUAAUAAUUUACCUUAAAAGCAGCUCCAAGCUGUCA